AAGAAAGAAGGAGGAGGAGGAGGAGAAAGAAGGAAGAAGAAAGAAGAAGGAGGAAGAAGGAAGGAGGAGGAGGAGGAGAAGAAGAAAGAAGAAGAAGAAGAAGAAGAAGAAGAAGAAGAAGAAGAAGAAGAAGAAAGAAGGAGGAGGAGGAGAAGAAAGAAGGAAGAAGAAAGAGAAGGAGGAAGAAGGAAGAAGAAAGAGAAGGAGGAAGAAGGAAGAAGGAAGGAGGAGGAGAAGGAAGAAAGAAGGAAGAAGAAAGAGAAGGAGGAGAAGGAGGAGGAGGAGGAGAAGGAAGAAAGAAGAAAGAGGAGGAGGAGGAGGAGAAGAAGGAGGAGGAGAAGAAGGAGGAGGAGGAGGAGGAGAAGAAGAAGAAGAAGAAGAAGAAGAAGAAGAAAGAAAGAAAGAAAGAAAGAAAGAAAGAAAGAAAGAAAGAAAGAAAGAAAAAGAAAGAACAAGAAAAGAAUAACAACAGGUCGCUUCUCUCCAACGAUGCGAACACAGGCUCUGUGACGUUCCCUGGUAAUCCGCAACUCGUUCUCUUAAAGAGGAAACCCGGACGCCGUCCUAAACAGCUGUAGCUGUUUCGCAUACGGUCUUGGCGCGUCCCUCGGGGUCAAGGCCAUGACGGGGCGGCCCCUACCGCCCCAGCCAGGCCCGCGCGUCCUCUUCGGAAUUCAUAGCCUUAUUUAGACCGCGCCACCGCCGUGCCCGUGAGAACAGCUGCUCGGCUGGCUACAGGAAGUAGAGGCCCGCGCGCCUGACCCGGAAGCGCAUGCUGGUCCCGCCCUCUCGGCGCCCGGCUUCCUUCUGCAACAGGCGUGGGUCACGGGCUCGCUCGUUCUCUUUCUGCCGCCAUCUUGGUUCCGUGAUCUCCGCACAAAAUGCCCGGUGAAGCCACAGAAACCGUCCCUGCUACAGAGCAGGAGUUGCCACAGCCUCAGGCUGAGACAGCUGUGCUUCCUAUGUCUUCAGCCUUGAAAGUUGCUGCUGUAGGGCAGCCUGGACCUACCCCUCCUUCUUCCCUGGGCCCCCAGCAAAGCCCUAUAGUAACUGCUCAUCAGCCUUCUCCACUCCCUUCUAGUGUUUCCUCGACCCCCUUUGAAGUUCCUUUUGCCCAGCCCAUAACAGCUGAAACUGCUCUGCCCUCAGGAACUGCCCCUCCCACCCCAACUUUCCUGCCACACCUGAUAGGGCCUCCCAUUUCCCCAGCUGCGCUAGCCUUGGCCUCUCCCAUGAUAGGUCUAGCUCAGAAAGGUGCCAGGUCCUCCUCGGCUCCCUUGUCUCUGGUCGCAUUAGCUCCUCAUUCGGUUCAGAAGAGCUCUGUAUGUCCCCCUCACCCUCUCACCUCACCUCCAUCAGCUGCUGGAGCAGAGUUGGGGGCAUUGACAGCUUCCAUCCCUCCCUUAGAACCAAAGACUUCUACCAGUCAAGUUCCCUCUCAGGGAACCCUGAAUCUAAAAGGCACUGCCCCGUGUCCUCCAGAUGUAGUCAGGGCUUUUCCUUCCCACCUUGAAAACCCCCUGGCCUCUGUUCAGCCUGGUUUAAUGUCCUGUCCUCAAACACUAUCCAACACUUCCCCAGUGAAAGGUGUCCCCAUUUCCUCAGCUCUGACACAAAGUCGGCUAAGCCUUAACCUAAAGGGACCUGUUAGUCCACCUGCUCGUAACACUGCAGCUCCCAGCAUCCCCCUAGCACCCUCUACUUCUCUGGGCUGUCAUCUUCCACUUCUGCAUCACAGUUCUGUGGAUUCUCCCAUCCAGCCUCCAGGUCAGUCAGGGCUUGCAGUGAGUAAUCCCACUUCUGUAGGUCACUCUGGUAUUGCAGCCUCUUGCCCACCUGAGAGAUGUGUAGUUCCUGCCCUUCCCUCCAGGCUGCUGGCUGUUGAUUCUGGGGCAGCUCCAUCUGACGACAAAGGCUCCUCUGCUGUUACUAAUGAGCUCUGCAGCCCUCCUGGCUCUUCAAAUGUAGCUGGUACUUCCUUGUCUCCUAAAGCCUCUCUCGUUCCCAAAGGUUCUAAUGUUGCUCUACAGCCUUUGGUGACUCAAGUUCCCGCUUCUCAAAAAACUGGUUUAAAAGAAAUUCCUGUCUCCUGUAUUGGAGCCACCCACCAUGCCCUGGAUAACCCUUCUGCCAUUUCUGUAGCACCUGCCACUCAUGUGCCUCCUCCAACUUCAUCAGGUCUUGUGAGUAGUAAAGACCCAGCUUCCCCUGUCACGUCACUCGUCGUACCUGCUGCUCACAAGCAGUUUCCUGCUCCUCCAGCAUCAGCUACUCUAGGGGUGCCAGUGUCUCCUCUGCCAGCCACUGAAGGCCUUAAAAAUCUUCCUAUUUCGGCAUUAGUAAAUGUAGGCGCCCCUGUUUCUCCAGCCCAGGCAGGGCUCCCUACCAGAAAAGACACUACUCUGCAGCCCUUGGCCCCCAUAGCACUUAAAGAGUCUCCCUCUUCUCAGAGUGCAUCAUCUCUGGAGGUACUUUCAGAAGACACUGUAACAAAGAAGACUACAGGAGGACCUGCCCCUGUAGUGCGGCCAGCCAUUGCUGGGGUUGCUACUACUACUUCCCUGCGUGCUGACUCUCCACCUGCUGUCAUCAGGGCAGAUUCUUGUGUCAGCCCAAACACUGUCAGUCAGCCUCUCAAACGUUCUGUUACUGACCCAGCAAUGGCUCCUAGAACUGCCAAAAAUACUGCUCCUUCUACCACUUCACCUUUGGUUCCUUUAGCCUCUGAAGGCUGUCCUGUGGCUUCAUCUAUGGCUUUGUCCCCCCAGAAUGCUUCUGUUUCUGAGACUGCUUUGGCAUUGUCCCCUGAAAUUCCCAAGUCUGUGCCCUUUCCUGAUCCUCCCUUAGCUGAGAUUUCUUUUUCCAAUGCAAGGAAAGUUGAUGCUGUCUCUCAUAUGGAGUCUUCAGGCUCCUCUCGUCAGGGGCACCCAGAUGCUUCUGUGACUGCCAAAGGGACUGUGGUUUGUCUAGCUGACUCAUCUUUAGACACUAGUGUGUCUGCAUCCAAGGGCUCUGCUCUCUCAGGUGCUUCGUCUCCUCUCUACCCACUUGAGGUUUCUUUCCUUCCAGAGGCAGGUCUGGCUGUUCAAGGCCCUAAAGGCUCACUUAAUAAGCUUUCUCCCACUCCUCCAUCCUCCAAAGGGGCCCCUGUUCCUUCAACUGGGGCUCCUCCCUCCCCUAAAGGAGCCCCUAUUGUUCCAACAGAAAGUUCUAUAUCCUCCAAACAGGUCCCAGCAGAAAUUCUUCCUUCCCCCCAAAAGACCCCAGAAGUUACAGCUUCCAGACUGAUCUCAGCAGUCCAGUCUCCUAAAGUAGACCCUAUUAUGUCAGACGUGACCCCUACCUCUCCCAAAAAGACUUCAGCAACUGCAGUCCCCAAAGAUACUUCAGCAACCCUGUCUCUCAAAAGUGUCCCGGCUGUGACUUCCCUGUCUCCCCCAAAGGCCCCUGUAGCCCCAUCUAAUGAAGCCACCAUUGUUCCUACUGAGAUUCCUACCUCCCUCAAAAAUGCCCUAGCAGCUGCAACUCCCAAAGAGACUUUAGCAACCUCAAUUCCCAAAGUGACUUCUCCUUCCCCACAAAAGACUCCAAAAUCCGUAUCCCUUAAGGGUGCCCCGGCUAUGACCUCCAAAAAGGCGACAGAAAUUGCAGCCUCCAAAGACGUCUCACCAUCCCAGUUUCCCAAAGAGGUUCCUCUUCUACCACAUGUGCCUCCUACUUCCCCACCAAAGUCCCCAGUAAGUGAUACACUCAGUGGGGCUCUAACAAGCCCACCCCCCAAAGGUCCCCCUGCCACCCUAGCUGAGACUCCUACCUAUCCUAAAAAGUCCCCUAAACCUGCAGCAUCCAAAAAAACUCCAGCGACUCCAUCUCCUGAAGGGGUCACAGCUGUUCCACUGGAGAUUCCUCCUUGCUCCAAAAAGGCCCCCAAAACUGCAGCUCCCAAAGAAAGUUCAGCAACCUCAUCUUCUAAAAGGGCCCCUAAAACUGCAGUUUCCAAAGAAAUUCCUUCUAAAGGGGUCACAGCUGUGCCAUUGGAGAUUUCUCUGCCUCUAAAAGAAACCUCCAAAAGUGCAACUCCUGGAGAAAAGUCAGCCUCAUCCCCAAAAAGGUCCCCCAAAACUGCAGGCCCCAAAGAAACUCCACCUGGAGGGGUUACAGCUGUGCCCCCGGAGAUUUCUCUACCUCCAAAAGAGACACCCCAGAAUGCAACCCCUAAUGAAAGUUUAGCAGCCUCAUCCCAAAAAAGGUCCCCCAAAACUUCAGUCCCCAAAGAAACUCCACCUGGAGGGGUCACAGCUAUGCCACUGGAAAUUCCUUCUGCCCCCCAAAAGGCCCCCAAAACUGCAGUCCCUAAACAGAUUCCUACUCCCGAAGAUGCUGUUACUAUCCUAGCUGGAAGUCCUCUCUCUCCCAAAAAGGCAUCCAAAACCGCAGCCCCCAAAGAAGCUCCGGCAACCCCAUCUGUGGGGGUCAUAGCUGUAUCAGGAGAGAUUUCUCCCUCCCCCAAAAAGACCUCAAAAACUGCAGCCCCCAAAGAGAAUUCAGCAACCUUACCCCCAAAAAGGUCCCCCAAAACUGCAGCCCCCAAAGAGACUCCAGCCACAUCUUCUGAAGGGGUUACAGCUGUGCCAUCUGAGAUUUCUCCUUCACCCCCAACUCCAGCCUCCAAAGGGGUUCCUGUGACCCUAACUCCCAAAGGUGCCCCUAAUGCCCUAGCUGAGAGUCCUGCCUCCCCUAAAAAGGUCCCUAAAACUGCAGCCCCUGAAGAAACCUCAACAACCCCAUCCCCCCAAAAAAUUCCCAAAGUGGCAGGUCCCAAAGAGGCUUCAGCAACCCCACCUUCAAAAAAGACCCCCAAAACUGCAGUCCCCAAAGAAACUUCAGCACCUUCUGAGGGGGUCACAGCUGUACCACUGGAAAUUCCUCCCUCCCCCAGAAAGGCCCCUAAAACUGCAGCUCCCAAAGAAACUCCAGCCCCGUCUCCUGAAGGGGCCACCACUGCACCAGUGCAGAUUCCUCCCUCCCCCAGGAAGGGCUCUAAGAAAGCAGGCUCCAAAGAAACACCUACAACCCCAUCUCCUGAAGGGGUAACAGCUGCACCUCUAGAAAUUCCCAUAUCUUCCAAAAAGACUUCCAAAAUGGCAAGUCCUAAAGAAACGCUAGUAACCCCAUCUUCCAAAAAGCUCUCCCAAACUGUAGGUCCCAAAGAAACUUCACUUGAAGGGGCCACAGCUGUGCCACUGGAGAUUCCUCCUUCCCACAAAAAGGCCCCCAAAACUGUAGAUCCUAAACAGGUUCCUCUAACCCCAUCUCCUAAAGAUGCCCCUACUACUCUAGCUGAAAGUCCUUCCUCCCCCAAAAAGGCACCCAAAACUGCAGCCCCACCCUCUGAAAGGGUCACCACUGUGCCACCAGAGAAGCCUGCCACCCCACAGAAGGCCUCAGCAACUACAGCCUCCAAAGUGCCUGUCCCUGCCGAGACACAGGAAGUUGCUGUCUCCUCAAGAGAGACUCCAGUAACCCCAGCUGUGCCCCCAGUCAAGAAUCCUUCCUCCCAUAAGAAGACCUCAAAGACUAUAGAGCUCAAAGAAGCCCCAGCAACCCUCCCUCCCUCCCCAACAAAGAGCCCCAAAAUUCCAUCAUCCAAAAAGGCACCAAGGACUUCAGCCCCUAAAGAGUUUCCAGCAAGCCCUUCUAUUAAACCUGUCACCACCUCACUGGCACAGACAGCUCCUCCCAGUCUGCAAAAGGCACCAUCGACUACAAUCCCCAAGGAGAAUUUAGCUGCCCCGGCUGUUCUGCCUGUCUCCAGCAAGAGCCCAGCAGCUCCAGCUGCUGCAAGUGCUUCCCUUUCCCCAGCUACUGCAGCUCCUCAAACAGCUCCAAAAGAGGCCACAACAAUCCCAUCUUGUAAAAAGGCUGCAGCUACUGAGACCCCCAUUGAGACUUCAACAGCUCCAUCUCUCGAGGGGGCCCCCAAGGAGACCUCAGAAACUUCAGUGUCCAAAGUUCUCAUGUCUUCCCCUCCCAAAAAGGCUUCAUCCUCCAAAAGAGCCUCCACUCUCCCAGCUACAACUCUUCCCUCUCUUAAAGAGGCCUCUGUUCUCUCACCCACUGCCACUUCUUCCGGAAAAGACUCUCAUAUUUCCCCAGUGUCCGAUGCUUGUAGCACAGGAACUACUACCCCUCAGGCAUCUGAAAAGCUCCCAUCAAAGAAAGGUCCUACAGCUUUCACGGAAAUGCUUGCUGCACCUGCUCCAGAAAGUGCUUUGGCCAUCACUGCUCCCAUUCAGAAAAGCCCAGGGGCCAACAGCAAUUCUGCUUCCUCUCCUAAGUGCCCAGACCCCUCCUCUAAGAAAGACACAAAGGGCCUCCCUUCUGCAGUAGCUCUAGCCCCUCAGACAGUUCCUGUUGAGAAAGACACUUCAAAAGCUAUAGAAACUCUGCUUGUUAGCCCUGCAAAAGGCAGUGAUUGUCUUCAUUCCCCAAAGGGUCCUGUGGGGUCUCAGGUAGCUACUCCACUAGCAGCGUUUACCUCUGACAAAGUCCCUCCGGAAGCUGUGUCUGCAUCUGUGGCUCCAAAGCCUGCCCCAGCAGCUUCCCUGACUCUUGCUCCCUCCCCAGUUGCCCCUCUGCCUCCUAAACAGCCACUUCUUGAGUCUGCACCUGGGUCGGUGCUGGAGUCCCCCUCUAAGCUCCCAGUCCCUGCUGAGGAGGAUGAGCUGCCGCCUCUGAUUCCCCCGGAAGCAGUCUCUGGGGGAGAGCCUUUCCAGCCGAUCCUCGUCAACAUGCCCGCCCCUAAACCUGCUGGGACCCCUGCCCCAGCCCCCUCUGCCAAGCAGCCUGUUCUGAAGAACAACAAGGGAUCGGGAACAGAGUCUGACAGUGAUGAGUCAGUACCAGAGCUCGAGGAACAAGACUCCACACAGACGGCCACGCAGCAAGCCCAGCUGGCAGCCGCAGCAGAGAUCGAUGAAGAACCUGUUAGUAAAGCCAAGCAGAGUCGAAGUGAGAAGAAGGCAAGGAAGGCUAUGUCCAAACUGGGUCUUCGACAGGUUACAGGGGUUACGAGAGUCACUAUCCGAAAAUCUAAAAAUAUCCUCUUUGUCAUCACAAAACCCGAUGUCUACAAGAGCCCAGCUUCAGACACCUACAUAGUGUUUGGGGAAGCCAAGAUUGAAGAUUUGUCUCAGCAAGCACAGUUAGCAGCUGCUGAGAAAUUCAAAGUUCAAGGUGAAGCUGUUUCAAACAUUCAGGAAAACACUCAGACUCCAACCGUCCAAGAGGAGAGUGAAGAAGAGGAGGUUGAUGAGACGGGUGUGGAAGUUAAGGACAUAGAACUGGUCAUGUCGCAAGCAAACGUAUCAAGAGCAAAGGCUGUUCGAGCCCUGAAAAACAACAGUAAUGAUAUUGUAAAUGCUAUUAUGGAAUUAACAAUGUAACUAUUUGACAGCGAAGACAACUCCCCCUUUCCCCCCUUUUUGGUGUUUGAAAAGUGGAACUACAGCUUGGUUUAAAAUUUGUACUGUUUCUAUCACUAAUAAAGUUGUGGCUUCUUGUUGGAUGGACUCA
Molecule: messenger RNA, 7575 nt
Organism: Mus musculus (house mouse)
Lineage: Eukaryota; Metazoa; Chordata; Mammalia; Rodentia; Muridae
Gene: Naca
Product: nascent polypeptide-associated complex alpha polypeptide
Exons: 10
Coding region: 882-7445 (2187 amino acids)
Biological process (GO): positive regulation of DNA-templated transcription
Cellular component (GO): cytoplasm; nascent polypeptide-associated complex; nucleus
Source: RefSeq, a predicted model, not a curated record